Molecule: messenger RNA, 1176 nt
Organism: Hibiscus syriacus
Lineage: Eukaryota; Viridiplantae; Streptophyta; Magnoliopsida; Malvales; Malvaceae
Product: ubiquinone biosynthesis O-methyltransferase, mitochondrial-like
Exons: 9
Coding region: 578-949 (123 amino acids)
Biological process (GO): ubiquinone biosynthetic process
Molecular function (GO): 2-methoxy-6-polyprenyl-1,4-benzoquinol methyltransferase activity
Source: RefSeq, a predicted model, not a curated record
CUCCUGAUCCUCUUUUCCUGCAUAUACCCAUUUUUCAAUGGCUUCUUCAAAGCUCCUAAGCCAACCGCGGUGUCAUCGUCUCCUUCGAACAAGCCUUUUCAAUGGCAAGCUCCUUUCUGAUUUGCCUUCUCAACACCCUGUUUCGGUUCCUGAACCCAAAUCUAAUAACAAGUUCAAAAAUGAUUCUUCAACUCCUUCUUCAUUGAAGGAAGCUGAACCCGCCAAGUUCGCUGCCAUUGCCGAUACCUGGUGGGAUUCUGAAGGACCAUUUAUACCAUUGCAUAAGAUGAACCCUACCAGGCUUGCUUUCAUCCGCUCUACUCUUUGUCGGCAUUGCCACUUGUGUUUCUAAUAGACUGAAUCUUACACUAGUUGAACUUGUUCUGUAAACCAUGUUUUGGAAUACUGAUAUCCUAGUUUUUAAUGUUUUGGGGGAAUUUCACUUUGAUCCCUAAUUGAGUUUGUUUAUGCUGUUUGUUGUCGUAGAAAGGAUCCUCUCUCUGCUAGGCCUUUUGAAGGAUUAAGGGUUAUCGACGUCGGUUGCGGUGGUGGUAUUCUUUCAGAGCCAUUGGCUCGAAUGGGAGCAAUUGUCACUGGAAUCGAUGCAAUAGAGAAAAACAUCAAGAUUGCCCGUAUUCAUGCCAAUUUGGACCUAACGACUUCAAAUAUCGAAUACUGUUGUACAACAGCAGAAAAGCUGGUUGACGAACGAAGAAAGUUCGAUGCAGUGAUUGCUUUAGAGGUGAUUGAGCACGUGGCAGAUCCUGCUGAAUUCUGCAAAUCUCUCUCAGCUUUAACUGCUCAUGAAGGAGCUACCGUGGUUUCAACAAUUAACCGCUCUAUGAGAUCAUAUGCAACUGCCAUCAUUGCUGCAGAGUACCUGCUACGUGGCUUCCUAAAGGCACGCAUCAAUGGUCAAGUUUCCUCACCCCAGAAGAACUCACCAUGAUUUUAAGGCGUGCUUCGAUCGACGUAAGAGAGAUGGCCGGAUUUGCGUUCAACCCGAUAACAGGGAGAUGGUCUCUAUCAGAUGACCUUAGUGUAAAUUUUAUAGCGUUUGGUACUAAAGAAACUAAUGAAGAAAAGGGUUGUUAUGGUGUGAGACAAAUUACAUUAGAUUUUGCUUGGGGAUAAAACAAAUUUUCUAAUAUUUAAUUAUCAGUUGUAUCUAUGAAC